AUGUUAUUCUUCACAUUACUAUUGUUCUUGUUACCAAAUAUAAUACAAAUCUUAAAAAGUGACAAUUUUAAAGAGGUUAAUAAUAUUAUUAUCGACAAUUGGACAUCGUGUGAAGAAUUUUUAAACAACACCGUCUUUAACCCACAAUCAGUCGUGGAUAUAGAUUGGAAGAUAUUUUACUUCUGGCACUAUGAUUUUGAGGAGAGCUAUCAUAUUAAAUUCGGUAUACCGACGCCUGGGUUAAUAAAACGAUUUAGUGUGGAACUAGACGAGGAGUUGAACCCUCCGGUGAAUUGGACCGAUGCAGAUUUGUUUAUGGAGACUUCUAUAGACUUCAGUGGAUUGUUUAUUAAGACCAAUAUAUCGGGUCUGUAUAGGCUUAUAUCGUCGAUUUCUUUUCAAUAUAGUAAUACACCGUACCUGACUUUUGGAUUGAAAGUCGUUGAACCAGGAUACUUGGGACUAAUGAAUUGCAAACAUCGGCUGGGUUAUGCAUUAGCACCAAUGGAGUUUAUGCCGUCUUCUAUAGAAUUAGAACGAGCUGCGUCGAAAAUUGGAUUUUGGAGCCCGUUUGGAAGGUCGUACCUGAUAACCGAUAACACAACAACAUCUCCAAUUUCACUUAUCGAGAGCUUGGAUGACGCAGACGACGAUGCCCAAAUUGAUGUAGAUAGACAAAUAAAUAAUUUACAGAUAAUUUAG
Molecule: messenger RNA, 702 nt
Organism: Galleria mellonella (greater wax moth)
Lineage: Eukaryota; Metazoa; Arthropoda; Insecta; Lepidoptera; Pyralidae
Exons: 4
Coding region: 1-702 (233 amino acids)
Source: RefSeq, a predicted model, not a curated record